Messenger RNA from Linum trigynum, 1340 nucleotides. NCBI's taxonomy places the organism in Eukaryota, Viridiplantae, Streptophyta, Magnoliopsida, Malpighiales, Linaceae. The record is from the annotation of a GenBank genome assembly.
GUGGGAUGAGGUCAAGCAAACUGUGGUGGAAGAUGAUGAUGUAUAUUCAACAUGGAUUAAGGUAUUUCAUGAUUUUUAAAUGAUGUUUUCUACUAUAGGCUGUGUUUAUUUUUUUUGCUGGUUUUUGUAUUGGUGGUAGAGUGUGUGAACUUAGACUUUUUUCAUGGCUGUUUACUUGAGAUUUAUUAGAAUAACCCUGCCUUCUCUGGCCUCAAGAAGCCAUUCCUGUAAUACGACCAACUAUCAAUUAUAUUUGGUAAGGAUAGAGCUAUGGGUGGAGAAGCAAGUAGCAUCAACACGGAGUAUGCUACCCAUAAGGUGGACUCGCCUGCUGCCAUUGAUGUGGAUUCUGUAGCUAGCAUUGACUUGGAGACCCUCAAUGAUGAUGAAACCAACCAACGUGUCUUGGAGAAAAUCAUAAAUGAAGGUGUUGAACACAGGACCUUCAUCGAUCCCCCCAAAUCUGGUCCUGCCAAGCCAUCCAACUCAUUGGGAAGUAACAAGCGUUCAAGGAAUGAUAAGAAAGAAUCAGCUGGUACCAUUGUGGCUUCUAAGAUAUCGAAACUGCAACCUCUCAUGGAGAAAGCUACCAUCAACAUUGAAAAGAUGGCUAAUAGUUUUUGUCUUGAAGAUGAACUAACUAUCAGGAGGGGUCACUUGUACGAGGAGCUGUCAAAGGUGAAAGGAUUAUCAAGUGAGCAAUGCAUUUCAGCAGCGAUGCUUCUCAUUAAGGAUGAUCGAAUUGCACAAUUGUACUAUCAGCUCCCAAUAGAAGAUGAGAAAUUUCAUUUUCUCCUUCGUAUCAUCAACUAAAAGGUGUUGUCCUCAACUACCAGUAGCAAGAUUAGUGUAACUUGAAUGACUGGAGAACUAGUUUGUAUUAUAGAUCGAAGGAUGGUGAAGUUAUUAUGGUAGGUUUAGGUAGUUGACUACUAAGUCUCGUUAUUAUGGUAGGUUUAGGUGAAAUAUUUUGCUUAUCUUUUAUUAUUGGUGGGAGAAUUGUGAAGUCCUUUAUUAUGUUUCGUGGGACUACAAGGAAGUAUAUUUUGUAAUAGCCAAUAUAUGGCUAUGUUCCCUGUUGAAUUGUCUUAUUUCCACGGUUGAUGACAGUAUUGGCCUGAUUGUGGCUUUGUUUACCAAAAUGAUGUAUUAACAGGGACUCUUUGUUGCUGGUAUUUAUAUAUGAUCAAAUAUCUAGUAAGUAGUAGUACUAGAAAGCCAUUUCCCUGUUUUUGGUAAUUCAUUUAUUCAGGCUUAUGCUCUCUGGGCAUGCUCUUUUGCUCCUAUUGCUAGCAUAUAAUUUAGGAUUUGUGUUGUCUCAAUGAAAAGACCAGAAAGAU